Monodelphis domestica (gray short-tailed opossum) is the source of this 2834-nucleotide messenger RNA. It is a transcript of the gene CRLS1, whose product is annotated as cardiolipin synthase 1. Gene Ontology annotation, molecular function: cardiolipin synthase (CMP-forming) activity. Lineage: Eukaryota; Metazoa; Chordata; Mammalia; Didelphimorphia; Didelphidae. The record is from RefSeq and is a predicted model, not a curated record. Gene Ontology annotation, biological process: cardiolipin biosynthetic process. Gene Ontology annotation, cellular component: mitochondrion; membrane.
CCUCCACCUGUCCUCGACAGGUAAGAGCCGGUGGGAAGCCGGCAGGAAGUGGACAAAACGGGCCAGAGACGGGGCGCAGAAGGGGACUCGGAACUUUAGCUCCUUUCUGGUCCCGGGGGGCCCUAGACACUCCCUCGGAUGGCAGCGAAAUAAGGGGGUGUGCUCGGCCCUCGGCGCUGCUCCCGUGGUGCCCAUGCCGGACAUUCGGUUCCGAAGAGAGGGUGGCCGAGGCUGCUCGGGGGAGGUGGGGGUGGGGAGGAGUAAUCUCCGUUGCCUCCCUUCGUUCUCAAACCCGGGGGCCCAUAUUGUGUCUCGACCCCCGCCCCGCUUCCUAGUAUGCGCCCCCUACCAAAACCUCCGUUCCCUCUUUCUCGUCUCCUGAGCACUUCUAUACCCGCGCUCCAGCUACCAGCGUCAGUGGCCUCGGGGCCGCUCCUCGCCCCGCCCCCUCCCUCCGCUUUGGAAUCCGCGCGCAGAGGCGGUUGGUGGCUCUGUAACAGCUCCGGCGACCCCAGCUAACGGACCCGGUAGGGGUAAGUGGCUAGGAAGGCACCGGGAUGUCGUAAAAGUGUCGUGAAAGUGCCCGCCCCUGGCCACCCUCUAGGCCACCUGGAUGGGGGCGGAGGCAGCUGGUAGUUGGAAGACGGACAUGGAAGGGUCUGCUCUCAGGGUCGCGGCCUUGCCUUGGGGCUAGGAGAUCUUGAGCGAGAUCCACUAAUCGACUUCAUGGAGAAGCGGCUCUCCUGCGUUUAUUCCUGCUCCUACUUCUCAGACUGCUGAAGCGUCUUCCACGCUUUCUCCCCAUCCGGGCCAUGCUACCAGCUUGGCUGAGCCGGGGGUCCCGGGGGGUGCUCCAGGGUGCUGGCCGCAGCCUGUCGCUCUCCCCCCGGGCCUGCAGCCCCCUGUCCCUGGAGCGGGAAACCGUAAUGGGGGUGGGGAUAAAGCUCGGGCUAGAACCCUCUGAAGAGUCUGCGGCGGCUGGCCGGCGGUGGUCGAGGGCGGGAGGGCUAGAAGAAUUCCUAGCGGGUGCGGGAAGGCGGCCCCGGCCCUCCCUGAGCCCGGGCCCCAUCGCUGCCGCCUCCUGCGGUGGAUGGGGCGUCCUGCCCACCCACUGGGGGCUGUUCCCGCCCGCUCCUGGCAGCCCUCGUCCCCGGACUGGAGCCGCUGCCUGCCUGCGAUUGGUAGGGUCCGGCCGAAGGGGACACAGCUCCGGAGGAGGAGGGAAGGGGGUCCCGGAACAAACGCCAGGAGCUGCAGGUGCGAAAGAAGGCUUGAACUCAGAGUGGGACGUGCGUCCCUCCAAUCUGUAUGAAAACCCAUGGACAAUCCCAAAUUUAUUGUCAAUGACAAGAAUUGCCUUGGCCCCAGUUUUGGGUUAUUUGAUUAUUGAAGAAGAUUUUAAUGUUGCACUAGGAGUUUUUGCUUUAGCUGGACUAACUGAUUUGUUGGAUGGAUUUAUUGCUAGAAACUGGGCCAACCAGAAAUCAGCAUUGGGAAGUGCUCUUGAUCCACUUGCUGAUAAAAUACUCAUCAGUGUCCUGUAUAUUAGCUUGACAUAUGCAAAUCUUAUUCCAGUUUCACUUACUUACAUGAUUAUUUCAAGAGAUAUAGUGUUAAUUGCUGCCGUUUUUUACGUCAGAUACAGAACUCUCCCAUCACCACGAACACUUGCUAGAUAUUUCAAUCCUUGCUAUGCCACUGCUAGGUUAAAGCCAACAUUCAUCAGUAAGGUGAACACAGCAGUUCAGUUAAUAUUAGUGGCAGCUUCUUUGGCGGCUCCAGUUUUCAAUUAUACUGAGAGCAUUUAUCUUCAGACACUUUGGUGUUUAACAGCUUUCACCACAACUGCAUCAGCCUACAGUUAUUAUCAUUAUGGCCGGAAAACAGUCCAGGUGAUAAAAGGCAAAUGAAUGUCAUCCAUCAUUAUUAGCUGGGAAGCACUAAGACAUCUACAUCAGAACCAGCUGGUAAUCUACAGGAGUCUUCCCUUUUUUUUGUUAAUUUGGAAAAGACUUAUCAAAACAUAAACCAUGUCAGUGUCAUCCCAAUUGAAGUCAAGUGCAUUGAAAUUAAGCUUAAAUCAUGUACUGUACAUAUGUGGAAUUUUCCAAUGUAUUUUUAAAUAAAAAUAUAAUAUGGAAUUUUUUAUCUUAAAUUUCUUAAAGUAAUUUGCAAUUCACCAAUUAUUGUUAGUUAAUUUUGAAUUUUUUUGAAGAAUUAUUUGCUGAAAAUGUAUUCUAUAUCCAGGUUCCCUUCUAUAUUAAAUAGAAUUUUCAUUGUUAAGAAAGCAUUAUAUAUUACUAGGUCAGUGAAAGGGAAGGCAAUUAGAUCAAAUGUGAUCUUAUGUACAACUUAGGUAAAUAGUUUUGUUUUUUAAAUCUCUGGCCUAUCACAGUUGAUAUAGAAAUUUUUUUUAUUAGUUUAGACUGGUAAUAUGUAUGACAAAGUUAAGUUAUAAAGAGAAAGGCUUAAAAUGUGUUUUGAAAAUAAAGUCAAAACAUAUACUAGAAUACCAAGGUUUAUGUUCAGUUAAGUCUUCCAAAAUCUCUGAUGCCUCAUAGUUUGUUAUUUACGUCAGGAUAAUGAGUCACAUAAUAGUUAUGGCUUAACAUAUGGGAAGAUUUAUCUAUUACUCUUUGCUACCUAAGGAUCAAUGAUUACUUUUUGACUUUGCACUAUGUUCAUAAAAUAGACAAGUUUUCAUAAUAUUAGAACUUGUAUUCCUGUGAUAUAUGAAUAACAAUAUAAAGAUGUUUAUUUUUCCAAGGUUUUUUUUUUUAACUUAAGAAAAUCUUGUUUUCAUGAAGAUAAUAAAGGAAUAAAAUAGUAGAAAA